AUGGAGAAAGACCCCGAGUUCGCCCCAAUCGGGCGGGCGGUCACCGUGAUUGAAGAAAGAGAGCAACAAACCCUCACAAAGAUUGCUUCGAGCAAGCUGGGCCAACAGAUCUCAAAAGCAGCAAGCCAUAAAGAUGGAACCCCGCCGCAUCUCGAUCCCACCAACCCGCAAUUCGACCAUCGCCAAUGGGCACAGAUGGUAUUGGACCAGGUCAAUGAUGCAGGCAUCGAUGUCCCACAUCAAGGAGUCGUCUUCUCCAACCUCUGUGUCAGCGGCUCUGGAUCCGCACUGCAGUAUCAAGAAACCCUGACAUCCAGCCUGAGGGUUCCCUUCCGAGCCGCCGGCAACCUGCUGACAGGCCGUUCGACACCACCGAGACAAAUCCUCCACAGCUUCGACGGACUUCUCCAAGGGGGAGAGCUUCUCCUGGUCCUCGGUCGACCAGGCAGUGGCUGCACAACCUUCAUGAAAACCAUCACCGGUCACUUGGGAGGCCUCACCCUGGAGCCGGAGAGUACACUCCAUUACGAAGGAGUUGGUUUCGACCACAUGAUCAAACAUCUCCGAGGUGAAGUUGCCUACAACAAGGAAGUCGAUUUACAUUUCCCACAUUUGACCGUCGGUCAAACUCUCGAGUUUGCGGCCCAUGCUCGCGCACCACACCAACGCCUUGAGGGCGUCACACGCGACGAGUACGUCAAGACCAUUACACAGGUCGUGCUCUCGAUCUUCGGACUGUCACACACCUACAACACCAAGGUCGGCAGUGAAUUUGUUCGCGGAGUCAGUGGAGGCGAGAGGAAGCGAGUCAGCAUUGCAGAGAUGUUCCUGGCUCGUUGCCGCAUCGGAGCCUGGGACAACAGUACCCGCGGGCUGGAUGCUGCUUCCGCUCUCAAGUUUGUCAAGUCCCUUCGUCUCUCGGCGGACAUGGGCUCAUCAUGCCAUGCCAUUGCUGCAUACCAGGCAUCACAAUCGAUGUAUGAUCUUUUCGACAAGGUCGUUCUCUUGUAUGAAGGAUACCAGAUCUACUAUGGACCCAGAGAACGUGCAGUAGGCUAUUUCCAAGACAUGGGAUGGGAGCGACCCGAGCGCCAAGUCAGUGGUGACUUUUUGACGGCCAUCACCAACCCAGCCGAGCGCCAAGCGUUGCCUGGUAUGGAGGGCAAAGUGCCUCGCACGGCCAAGGAGUUCGCUGAACACUGGAAGAAAAGCCCUGAGCACCAACUGCUCACCAAGGAGAUUUCGGACUUCGAGAGUCAGCAUCCUCCAAACGGGGCCGACGCAAAGAGACUCCAGGACAGCCACGAAGAGCAGCAGGCUCGCCACACUCGAGCUCGCAGCCCUUACCUUCUUUCUGUUCCUAUGCAAGUGCGUCUCUGUAUGCAAAGAGCCUACCAGCGCAUGCUUCAAGAUUUGCCAACGGCCCUUUCACCCGUCAUUGUGCAGAUCGUUCUCUCUCUGAUCAUUGGAUCCAUCUUUUACCAAACUCCCGACACCUCCAGCUACUUUUUCCAAAAGGGUGCAGUGAUGUACUUCGCUGUGCUAAUGAACGCCCUUCUCACGAUCAACGAAAUUCUCAUGCUCUACGCACAACGCCCCGUGGUUGAAAAGCAAGCGGGCUAUGCAUUUGUCCAUCCUUUCACUGAGGCAUUAGCCAGCCUGGUUGUCGAUUUACCAAUCAAGUUGGUACGAAUCUCGGUCUUCACGAUUGUGCUUUACUUCAUGGCCAACCUACGACGCGAGCCAGGUGCCUUCUUUAUCCACUACCUAUUCUUGCUUACCGCUGUCCUCUCAAUGUCUGGCCUGUUCCGCAGCGUUGGAGCAUUGACCAAGAGCGUUGGGCAAGCUAUGGCGAUUGCUGGUGUUCUUGUAUUGUGCAUCGUGGUGUACACGGGUUUCACACUGCCGCAACCAUACAUGCACCCGUGGCUUUCCUGGAUUCGCUGGAUCAACCCCAUAUACUACACCUUCGAAUCCCUCGUUGCCAAUGAGUUCCACGGCCGGACUUUCGAUUGCUCUUCGUUUAUCCCAAGCUACGGAACCGGCAUAUCAUUCAUUUGUUCCACUGUCGGUGCAGUCGCAGGCCAGCGGACUGUUUCAGGUGACGAUUUCAUUGAGCAGAAUUAUCAUUACAGUCACUCGCAUUUGUGGAGGAACUAUGGAAUCCUGAUCGCAUUCUUUGUCGCCCUCAACGCUCUCUACCUUGUUGCCACCGAGUUCAUCACCAACGACAGAUCCAAGGCUGAGGCGCUUGUAUUCCGUCCCGGACAUGCACCCCAGUAUCUCCAGAAGGGCCAUACCAUCGAGCUCGGCGAAGAGGAAGUCAACAAACUUGAGCUGCAAGCUACCAACGACACUACGAGCGACACUAUCCGUCUUCCAGAACAGAACGACAUCCUUUCCUGGAACGCGCUCAACUAUGACAUCCCGGUGAAAGAGGGUACUCGACGACUUCUCGAUAAUGUCAAUGGAUGGGUGAAACCAGGCAGCUUGACAGCAUUGAUGGGUGUGUCUGGAGCAGGAAAAACCACACUUCUCGAUGUCCUUGCACAGAGAGUCUCCAUCGGAGUGGUCUCUGGUGAUAUUUUCGUGAACGGCAAGGAUCUUGCACCCAACUUCCCCCGUCGAACUGGCUAUGUGCAACAACAAGACCUACACUUGGACACCACCACGGUCAGGGAGGCAUUGCGUUUCAGUGCAAUGCUUCGUCAACCCGCCAAGGUUCCAAAGAAAGAGAAGUACGACUACGUGGAACAGGUCAUCGAGGUUCUUGGCAUGGAAGACUUUGCCGAAGCCGUGGUGGGGAAUCUUGGAGAAGGAUUGAAUGUUGAGCAAAGAAAGUUGCUUAGCAUUGGAGUCGAACUUGCAGCAAAGCCCACUUUACUCAUUUUCCUCGAUGAGCCAACCAGUGGUUUGGAUUCGCAGAGCUCUUGGACUAUCUGCCAGUUCCUCAGAAGGCUGGCCGAUCAUGGGCAGGCUGUUCUCGCGACGAUUCACCAGCCUAGUGCUCAGUUGUUCCAGACCUUUGACCGUUUGCUCUUCCUAGCCAAGGGUGGAAAGACUGUUUACUUUGGAGACAUUGGAACCGGGUCAUCGCACCUGCUGAACUACUUUGAACACAAUGGUGCUCGUCCUUGUGCCCCUCUCGAAAAUCCUGCAGAAUACAUGCUCGAGAUGGUUGCCGGUGAUUCAUCUUCCGUUGACUGGGUUGAUGUCUGGAACAAGAGUCCUGAAUGUCAAGAAGUCGAGGCUGAGCUGCAAAAACUUCAUGCUCGCAAAGAAUCUGUUCACCACUCUGCUCUUGAGGAGCUCGAUGAUGACAACGCUGAGUUUGCCAUGCCACUGCACAGCCAACUGUACUACGUUCUCGCCCGUGUCUUCCAGCAAUACUACCGGCAGCCAGAAUACAUCUUUUCCAAGUUCAUUCUCGGUAUUGUCUCUGGUCUCUUCAUCGGUUUCUCUUUCUGGAAGUCGGACAGCACCCAGCAAGGUUUCCAAAACGUUCUUUUCAGUGUCUUCCUUCUGUGCACGAUUUUCAACACUUUGGUCAACCAAAUCAUGCCCAAGUUCGUUGUCCAGCGCUCUUUGUACGAAGUUCGUGAGCGCCCGUCCCGGAUCUACUCCUGGAAAGUCUUCAUCCUGUCUCAAAUGCUCGUGGAAAUUCCUUUCCAGGUCAUUCUUGGUGUUUGCGCCUGGGCUUGUUUCUACUGGUCUGUCAUUGGCCCCGAGCAAGAUGGCGAGCGCCGUGCCCUGAUCAUGCUAUUCAUUGUUCAAUUCUACAUCUACGCUGCCAGUAUGGCGCAGCUGGUUGUCUGUGCAAUUCCCGAGCCCACUGUCGCGGCCAUGCUUGCCACUCUCAUGUUCGGUCUUUCAUUUAUCUUCAACGGUGUCAUGCAGCCUCCUGAUGAUCUUCCUCGCUUCUGGAUUUUCAUGUAUCGGGUCUCGCCAUUCACCUACUACAUCGGUGGAAUUGGCGCAACUGCACUCCACAACCGCAAUGUUGAGUGCAAUGCGGCUGAGAUGAGCAUCUUCGAUCCCCCGUCCGGUCAAACCUGCGGCCAGUAUAUGGCCAAGUAUCUUGAGACCGCUGCGGGUAAGCUUUCCAAUUGGAAUGCUACCUCCAACUGUGAAUACUGUUCAAUCAGCUCGGCUGACCAGUACCUUGCUGCUCGUCAGAUCCAUUGGGAGGAUCGCUGGAGGAACUAUGGUAUCUUCUGGUGCUACUUUGUGUUCAACAUCUUUGCUGCUAUUUCACUCUACUACCUGUUCCGUGUCAGGGGCUCGAAGGCCAAGACCAAGAGGGCUUGA
Molecule: messenger RNA, 4308 nt
Organism: Penicillium salamii
Lineage: Eukaryota; Fungi; Ascomycota; Eurotiomycetes; Eurotiales; Aspergillaceae
Source: the annotation of a GenBank genome assembly